Messenger RNA from Halichondria panicea, 913 nucleotides. Its product is annotated as ras-related protein Rab-13-like. Lineage: Eukaryota; Metazoa; Porifera; Demospongiae; Suberitida; Halichondriidae. Bases 169 to 834 code for a protein of 221 amino acids. The transcript has 7 exons. The record is from RefSeq and is a predicted model, not a curated record. Gene Ontology annotation, cellular component: intracellular membrane-bounded organelle. Gene Ontology annotation, biological process: regulation of exocytosis; protein secretion. Gene Ontology annotation, molecular function: GTP binding; GTPase activity.
CAAAAUUACUAUGAUGUAAGCUUAUCAGGUCAGUUAGAAGGUCAUUCUCAGUCAAGCCCAUCCAAACCAAAACAAAAAGCCCCUGAGUUUUUCGUUGAACGAGACAGCUAGCAAGUAUUCUAAGUACAAGGCCAUAAUACACCUAACAGUAAGAGAGUAUCCAGUGACAUGGCUCACAGCAGAGCAGUGUUGCUUGAGAAUAGUGCUUCGGUCGUCUACGAUCACAUCUUCAAGAUCAUUCUCAUUGGAGACAAUGGAGUGGGCAAGUCAAGCUUUGUCAGACGAUUUUGUGAGAAUAAUUUCGUGGCUGAAAUGGAGACUACGAUAGGGGUUGACUUUUAUCUGAGUGAGAUCAACUUAGAUGGAAAGAAGAUUAAGGUGAAGAUUUGGGAUACAGCUGGCUCAGAGAAGUACAUGUCGAUAUCUGCGGUCUACUAUAGGAAGGCUGACGGAGUUAUUUUCUUGUUUGAUGUCACAAAGCCUCGAUCUUUCACCGAUGUGGAGACGAUAUGGAUGAAUGCAGUGGACGCACCAGACAGUGGUUGCCCUGAGGCAGUGAAGCUGUUAGUGGGUAAUAAGUGUGACCUACCGGCAGAGGUGGAUCUGUCACAUGCAGCCAGAUACGCUGAGCUGCAUGAUAUGGACUUCAUUGAGAGCAGUGCCAAGAGCAACAUGAACGUUAAAGAAGCAUUCCUCAAACUAGCUAAGGAUAUCUGUGAACUGAAGGCCCAACAAGCUCCACCCACUUUCCCCAUGUACGAUACCAACCAGAGCCUAUCUCUCACUAGAGACACUCAGCCCAUAUCUAAAGAAGUGCCAGGCUGUCGUUGCUAACUAGUCAUAAUUAUGUGUGUGCUGUUUUUGUACAGAUGUACGAAUCAUGUCAUUUCUGCACUAAUGUAUUUGUUGCAUA